UCAGGUUUAAGCGAGUUAUACAAAAACAAAAGAAAUCAGUUUUAUAUGUAAGCAUAAAAACUAAGCACUCAUACACUAACUAAACGCAAAGAUCAAUUUAACAUAGACGAGAAACUACAUCUCUACGUUCCAAUCAAACGAAGAAAAAUUCAAAAUUAGCGACACAAAAUGAAUCAAUCAUCAAAGAUUUACCUCAUCGAAGAAGAAAGAUGCUCUUCAGUGAGACGGAGCAGUCUGUUCCUGGUGGUGGUGAGAUGAUUUGGAAGGAGCCAAAGCUUUGUUGUAGAUCUGCUCACCGACGAGAUAAACGCAGAAGGCGGCGACGCCGAUUCCAAGUCCGGGAAGAGCGUGUCUCAUUUGAUUCGAAAGCAUCGGAUGCUUCCUCCAUUCAUCUCUUCGCCGGAAAAAUUCGCCGGUUGUUCCCAAAGGCUUCGCCAUUUUCUCAGCUUAUGACUCUGGUUUAUGGGAAGACAACAUAG
Molecule: messenger RNA, 479 nt
Organism: Arabidopsis thaliana (thale cress)
Lineage: Eukaryota; Viridiplantae; Streptophyta; Magnoliopsida; Brassicales; Brassicaceae
Exons: 2
Coding region: 210-479 (89 amino acids)
Source: RefSeq, marked reviewed